AUGCUGACCGUGCAAUUAUUCUGGGUCGCUCUCGCUGCGAUCUUCGUACAUCUUCUGUUCACUGGCAGAAGACCCAAGAAUUAUCCACCCGGACCUCCUACACUGCCCAUCCUUGGAAACAUUCACUUGAUGCCCACGAAGGAUGCCCAUUUGCAAUUCCGUAAGUGGGCAGACGAGUAUGGGCCUGUUUAUAGUCUCAUUCUGGGCACCAAGCCGUUCAUUGUCUUGUCAAGCGCCCAAGCGGUCAAGGAUCUGCUCGAUAAGAAAAGUGCGCUCUACUCUGACCGACAAGAAAUGUACGUAGGGCAGGUUCUUGGUAGCGGUGGUCUCCGACUUCUUAUGAUGGGAUAUGGACCAACGUGGAGAUCAUUCCGCAAACUGGUACAUUCGCUACUCAACGUCACCACAGCCAAGAGCUACGUACCCUACCAAGACCUCGAGAACAAGCAAAUGCUAUACGAGAUGGUUGUUCAGCCUGAUCAUUUCCUCCAGAGCAUUCGGCGAUACUCCAACGCACUCACGACAACCAUGGUAUUUGGCUGGCGCUCGCCUAUCUACCGAGACCCUAAGCUCAUGCAGCUAUUUGACGGCUUUGCUGAGUUUGCCGAGAUCAAUCAGACAGGCAUCGCUGCCCUCCUUGACUCUUUUCCCGUACUUAGAAAGCUGCCCGACUUUCUCCUGCCUGUGCAGAAGAAAGCCAAGGAGCUCCAUAGAAAGGAGAAGGAUCUCUACCUGAGCCAUUGGCUUAAGGCGAAGCAAGACAUCGCUGAUGGCUCUAUCAAGCCAUGCUUCUGUGUUGGAUUGGCGGAGGCGCAGGAGAAGGAGAAGUUUGAUGAUGCGCAAGCUGCUUACAUCUCUGGAACUCUCCUUGAAGCGGGAUCAGACACAACGUCCAGCACCCUGUAUGCCUUUGUACAAGCCAUGCUCCUCUAUCCUGAUAUCCAGCGGAAAGCUCAGGACGAAAUUGACAAAGUAGUUGGUGAGCGCAUACCAACUAUGGAGGACGAGCAGAGCCUUCAGUAUGUCCGCGCAUGCAUGAAAGAGACACUGCGAUGGAUGCCGACAACUAUCCUCGGGGCUGUCCCUCAUGCUGUUACGCAAGACGAUACCUACAACGGGUAUCUCAUCCCCAAGGGGGCAGGCGUUCUCAAUAACGUCUGGGGUAUUCACAUGGAUCCUGAACGUCAUCCUAACCCUCGCCAGUUCAACCCUGACAGGUACCGAGAUGACUUCCAGAGCUUGGCGGACGCCGCAGCCAAUCCAGAUGCGUCGAAACGAGAUCAGUUCACCUUUGGUGCCGGUCGCCGUAUUUGCCCUGGAAUUCACGUUGCGGAACGAAGCUUAUUUCUAGGCAUUUCACGGAUCCUAUGGGCAUUCAACAUCAGUCCUACUGUCGAUAAGAAUGGUAAGCCUGUGUUGCCAGAUCCGGAUAAGCUGACGCAAGGCUUUGUGUGCAUGCCUGAGGAAUUUCCAGCUAGAAUCAUUCCAAGGUCUGAGGAAAAGAAGGUACAGGUUAUCGAGAGUUGGAAGAAGGCUGAGAAAGAUGUUCUUGAUCCUGAAACAAAGCAGUGGCGUUAG
This is a messenger RNA of Fusarium fujikuroi IMI 58289, 1578 nucleotides long. Its product is annotated as related to O-methylsterigmatocystin oxidoreductase. The coding region runs from base 1 to 1578 and encodes 525 amino acids. The transcript is spliced from 4 exons. The record is from RefSeq and is a predicted model, not a curated record. Lineage: Eukaryota; Fungi; Ascomycota; Sordariomycetes; Hypocreales; Nectriaceae. Gene Ontology annotation, molecular function: heme binding; oxidoreductase activity, acting on paired donors, with incorporation or reduction of molecular oxygen; monooxygenase activity.